AUGUUUCGAUUGUGCAGAAGGUUGACGUUCACUUUAAUUGCUUGCAUACAAUUGCAAGUAGUGAAAAAUGAAAAAAACAUGAAAUUACUUGAAAUCACCUGUGAGCCUGUGCAACCCACAGUGAUAAAUAUUACACUUUGCACUUUGAAGCAAAUGCCACAUGACAUAACGGAGGUCUCCGUGGCGAUAUCACUCCUACAAGGGCCAAUAAAUAAUGUGACGGUUUCAGCGCUAUUGGUGAAACGGGGAUACGAAAAUCGCGCACCCAUGGUGGAAUACACGAUUGAUGGUUGUGCCUUCUUUCGUAAUAAACGUCGUAAUUUUGUAGCGAAUUUCGCCUAUAAAGCUAUGGGCUUGGACAAGUAUAGCAAUUUGAAUCACAGCUGCCCUUAUGAUCACGAUUUGCUAGUUGAUCGCUAUGCUUUCAAUGGUAAGGCACUCGGAAAAAUAAUUCCAUUUGGUAAUGGCCCAGAUGGUGGCGAAGACCUGAUUGAAGGCCAGGAAGGUUUUACUAAAAUGUUAAACACAACAUUCUUUAAUCGUUUACCAACUAUAGAGUAA
Bactrocera oleae (olive fruit fly) is the source of this 561-nucleotide messenger RNA. NCBI's taxonomy places the organism in Eukaryota, Metazoa, Arthropoda, Insecta, Diptera, Tephritidae. The record is from RefSeq and is a predicted model, not a curated record.